Messenger RNA from Cylas formicarius (sweet potato weevil), 4054 nucleotides. It is a transcript of the gene Pkn, whose product is annotated as serine/threonine-protein kinase N. The record is from RefSeq and is a predicted model, not a curated record. Gene Ontology annotation, molecular function: protein serine/threonine kinase activity; ATP binding; small GTPase binding. Lineage: Eukaryota; Metazoa; Arthropoda; Insecta; Coleoptera; Brentidae. The transcript has 13 exons. Bases 383 to 3571 code for a protein of 1062 amino acids. Gene Ontology annotation, biological process: protein phosphorylation; signal transduction.
CGAUUUCGAUGGCCGGGCUAUUGUCGAGUUCCAUUUCAACGUUGGUUUUUCGAUGGUGAAGAAAACGCGUCCGAUCGGGUGGCGAAUAUCUGCACCGUCGGAAUCGGCGCAGCGACGGGUAACGGACCCACAGAAAACGCGGCGCCACAGAACACCGGCGUUCAGUAUGGCCGCGCCGUCCGUACAGUGCGCGUGGUAACGUGAUAUGUGGACGGGAUUUUGCGCCGUGAUCGGACAUUUUUGCGAGAUAACCGCCGUCGAAUUAUCGCCCGUGUUAUCGCCCCGGUUUUCGUCGAUGAUGUGCGGGCGCGGGACCGCGGAAACGGAUCAUCCGAGCGCCUAAUCUCGCGGGUUUCAGUGAUGUGAUUAUCGGACAUCCAAGAUGGCCGACUCGUACUACCAGGGCGAUUACAUCAAACACCCGGUGAUCUACGAACUGUCCCACAAGUAUGGCUUACCGACGGACAACUUUAACGAGUCGCAGCUGCCGGGCAAGCUCGAGGAGCUCAAGGACAUCGUCCGACGCGAGAUACGGAAAGAGCUCAAGAUCAAGGAGGGGGCGGAGAAGUUGCGCGGCGUCUCCACCGAUCGGAAGUCGCUCAGCCACGUCGCCACCAUCGUGAAAAACUCGAAUUUCAAGCUGACGGAGCUGAAAAAUGAACUGAGCGAACUCGAGUCUCAGAUCAUACUCUCGCAGGGUCAGACGUCGCCGUCGGUCAAUGCGUUCUCGCCCACCAACGGAGAUUCUUUGCAUCGUUUGGGCGGGUCGCCGGCGAACGACAAAAUCAGCCCCAGCCACCAGAGUCGGAUCGAGAACCUGGAGAAACAGUUGAAUAUCGAGCUCAAGGUCAAACAGGGGGCGGAGAACAUGAUACAGAGCAUCACAGCGUCGCGCGACAAGAAGCUGCUGCUCGAGGCGCAGCAGAUGUUGCAGGACUCGAAGAAGAAGAUCGAGUAUUUGCGGAUGAAGAUCACCAAGAUGAAGCACGACAUCGACUCGAAAUCGAAGGGCGGAUCUACCCACGACCUCACCUUGAACGGGGAGUACGCGGGCGGCGUCCCCGGGCUGGACCUGCAGCCCGCCGUCGACGAGCGCAUCGAAGAGCUGAAGCACCGGCUCCGCGUGGAGGCGGCCGUCGUCGAAGGCGCCAAAAAUGUGAUAAAACUGCUCCAGAACGGCAACAAAGACAAGAGCGAUCGCAAGGCCUUGUCGGAGGCGCAGGAGAGUCUGAAGGCGAGCAGCAUGAAGCUGGACCUGCUGCGCAGAUCGCUCGAGAAGCGGAAAUCGGAGCUGCCGCCGGGCUCGCCGGUCGCGCAGCAACUGAAGGAGGAGCUGGCCAACGCGCAGACUUUUAGCCCGAUACCGGUCCACUACACGAGCCUGCAGCCCUUCAGGGUGCUAAGCGACAACGGCAAAAUGCACCGCUCCUCGUCCACCAUCAGCCGAUGCGCGGCGGUCACGGGUACGUUGGAAGUGAGGCUGAUGGGGUGCCAGGACCUGCUCGAGGACGUGCCCGGCCGGCCCAAGAAGGAAGCGGACGGCGGCUCGAGCCCGAUGGACCUGCGCUUCUUCAAGAAGGGCGUGACAGGGCGCAGCUCGUCGAAAAGCUACAGCGUUAAGGAGGACACUAGCGACGAGAUCAUGGCCGUGUUGAAGCUGGACAACAGCUCGGUGGCGCAGACCAGCUGGAGGCCGUGCUCGCAACAGGCGUGGGACCAGCGCUUCUCGAUCGAGCUGGACAAGUCGCGCGAGCUCGAGAUCGGCGUCUACUGGAGGGACUGGCGUUCACUGUGCGGCGUCAUCUUUCUCAAACUCGAGGAGUUCAUCGACGACGAGCGGGACGGGAUGGUGCUCCACCUGGAGCCGCAGGGGUUGCUGUUCGCCGAGAUCAAAUUCCUGAACCCGAUGAUCUCCAAAAGGCCGCGGCUGCAGCGUCAGAAGCGCAUCUUUAAGCAGGUGAUGCCGCGCGCGAAACAGAUGAACAUCAACAUCGUGACGUGGGGACGGUGGAUGAAACAGUCGAACCGGGUGCCGAGCCGGCAGAAUUUAAACGUCGGCGGCGCGACGGAGGCGACGCUCGACGACGCCCUCGCCGUCGAGGACAAGCCCGAGACGCCCGGCGAGGCGCCGGACUUGCAGGCCGAGGGACUCGGCGGCCAGCGGCCUCUGAGCCUCGGCGUCGCGGCGCCGAGUCCGCCGUCGCCGCCUACGACGGUGCCGCCCCCGAUCGCGAAGAAACGGAUGUCGAUCACGCCGCCACCCGUGCCGCCGCGUCUGGACCCGGAGAGCGUCGCGGUGCUGAAAGAGUUCGACUUUCUGGAGGAGCAGGAACGGGCGUUUAGGCCCUUCGUUAUACCCGCCGUCGCGGCGGCGGCGGCGGGCGUCGUCGUCGUCGACCCGCCGGUACUGCCUAGUCCCCAGCCGGUCGUGGAGUUUCCUGACGACGAGCCGUCCUUCGACGUGCCGGCGGCGGCGGCGGCGGUCGCGCGUAGACCGACGGCCCGCGAGCUCAGUUAUCGCGACAGCGCGUACGAGUCGCGACGCCAGUCGCAGACGCAGGCGGCGUCCAUGGGCGUCGACCACUUCCGGCUGAUCAGCGUGCUCGGUCGCGGCCAUUUCGGCAAAGUGAUCCUGUCGCAGUACAAGAACACGGGCGAGUACUUCGCGAUAAAGGCGCUGAAAAAGGGCGACAUCAUCUCCAGGGACGAGGUGGAAAGUUUGCUGUCCGAGAAGCGCAUCUUUGAGGUGGCCAACAGCGUGCGGCACCCGUUCCUCGUCAAUUUGUUCGCGUGUUUCCAAACGGACGCGCACGUUUGCUUCGUGAUGGAGUACGCUGCGGGCGGCGACCUGAUGAUGCACAUCCACGCGGACGUGUUCAGCGAGCCGAGGGCCGUUUUUUACGCCGCGUGCGUCGUCCUCGGCCUCCAGUACCUCCACGAGAACCAGAUCAUCUAUCGCGACCUCAAACUCGACAACCUGCUGCUCGACACCGAGGGUUACGUGAAAAUCGCCGACUUCGGCCUCUGCAAGGAGGGCAUGGGCUUCGGAGAUCGUACCGGCACCUUUUGCGGUACCCCCGAGUUCCUCGCGCCCGAAGUACUGACGGAGACGUCGUACACGCGGGCCGUCGAUUGGUGGGGACUCGGCGUGUUGAUAUUCGAGAUGCUGGUGGGCGAGUCGCCGUUCCCCGGCGACGAUGAGGAGGAGGUGUUCGACUCGAUCGUCAACGACGAAGUACGCUACCCGAGGUUCCUGUCGCUGGAAUCGAUCGCGAUCAUGCGCAGGCUGCUGCGCAAAAGCCCCGAUCGGCGGCUCGGUUCGAGCGAGCGCGACGCAGAAGACGUCAAGAAGCAGGCGUUCUUCCGUCACAUCCAGUGGGAGGAGCUGCUGCACAGGCGCGUGCCGCCUCCAUUCGUGCCUACCGUGCAAUCCAUGGAGGACGUGAGCAACUUCGACGAGGAGUUCACGUCGGAGAAGGCUCAGCUGACGCCCCCCAAGGAGCCGAGACCGCUGACCAACCAGGAUCAAAAUCUGUUCAGGGAUUUCACGUACAUGGCCGACUGGUGCUGACAUUAAGCGUAGUAUAGGUUAGGUCGGGACUCUUCUUCAUCGCCGCGUGGUACUGGCAGCUUGGGGACGGUGGUAUACGGAGUGUUUCGGAAUUCGGGGUGCGUUUUCGGCGGGAGACGUUCGUAUGAAAAUGGCGAGAUUUCUCGAAACGGGGCCUAAAAUACCGGUUGCAAUAAUAAAUCUUGACGGCCCGAAAGAUAAAGUGCCUACUUACGUAACUAUGCUCAUCAUUAUUACUAUUAUGAAUACGAUUAAUUAUCUUGUAUAUAGCGUUAAACUAACCUCUAGACUAGGGUAUGUGAUUAAUCCAUAUUUUUCGACGCUUUAAUAUACAUUUAAAUUAUUAUGUAAGUUUUAAUACGCAUUCGAUCCGUUCGGAUGGCGAGAUUUAAAGGUAACAUUUUAUUUAUACGUUUAGGAUACACAUCACCGAGUAUACAUUUUGUUAUCGAAAAAUAAAAUUGUAUUUAUCGAAAUUUGGUU